AUGGAUACCAGGAGUAUAGCUGGCUCUUCUCUAUCCGAGUACCAGCCAGCCCCGCCCGACUCCACCGGCAAAGGAAGCCCUAAUGAUACAAUGGGAAACAAACUGCGCGAGUUUUUUCGGUGGAUGUGCACCCCGCUAGGAGCCUGCAUCACAGUAUAUGGGCUAAACAUCGUCGCCUGGGGCGGGAUGCUCUUCCUCCUGAUGUGCAAUGCAGCACCCGCGAUGUGUCAUCCAACUUGCGAUAGUCUCGAAUCCCCACGCCGUAUCUGGAUUGAGAUCGAUUCUCAAAUACUGAAUGCUUUGUUCUGCGUCACCGGAUUUGGCCUGGCUCCAUGGCGUAUUCGUGAUCUCUACCGGUGGUGUUGUUGGCGUUUGGCUCGAUCAGACGCGAGUCGACGAAAUGCACUCAAUCGAUUAGCUGAGAUUCACCAGAACUGGUUUUUGAAAUCACAAGAUCCAGAUUUGCUUCCUCGGACUAGCAAGCAGUCCGACCAAGAAAUACAAUGGGUCACGCCGACUCCAUUGUGGAAGAUGGAUGUUGUGGUAUGGGGCAAUAUGCUUAACUCAGUCUUUCAGUUAUGUUUGGCGGUUUUCAUGUGGGCGUUCAAUCGAUUCAAUCGUCCAAGCUGGACAACUGGGCUUUUUGUGGGUCUUGCAUGCGCUGUUGCUGGCGUCGCUGGUAUUUUGAUGUGGUUGGAAAAGAAGCGAGUUCAAAAGGGAAGUGAGCAUCCGGGUGCUCUCUUGUUAAUCCCACGAGCAACAGAUCCCAUCAUUUUGGGCGGUGAAAGCGCAAAUUAUAGUCCCGUGGAUCGUAAGCCAUGA
This is a messenger RNA of Penicillium salamii, 822 nucleotides long. Lineage: Eukaryota; Fungi; Ascomycota; Eurotiomycetes; Eurotiales; Aspergillaceae. The record is from the annotation of a GenBank genome assembly.